AUUCCUCAUUAUUUAUUUACCACCGGCGGCGAACGAAAAGACCACGCUGUUGUUAUUAAUCGAUUCACAGAAGAAAACACACGAUGGCCGCUUUACCUAUGAACCCCAAACCAUUUUUGAAUGGACUUACAGGAAAACCAGUGAUGGUCAAGCUAAAAUGGGGAAUGGAAUAUAAAGGUUAUUUGGUGUCUGUAGAUGGUUACAUGAAUUUACAGCUUGCUAACACAGAAGAAUUCAUUGAUGGUAUUCAGACAGGAAACCUUGGGGAGGUUUUAAUCAGAUGUAACAAUGUGUUGUACAUCAGAGGAGUGGAAGAAGAAGAUGAGGAGGGAGAAAUGAAAGACUAAGAUCUCCAUUUUACCAUCUCUCAUUCAUACAUCAUCAUUAUCAUCUCAUCUUUUUUAUAGAUUUGGAACAUUUUAAUCCUUUGAAUAUCAUGUAUAUGUAUGUUUUCUUUAAAUUGUGAAGUGAAUCAUGAAUGCAAAGUUUAGUGAGCAGAAGUUGAGCAAUAUUCAUCCAUUUUUGUAUCUGAUUUAUGCUAAUGCAGACAAGUCUUGGAACAAACAUGAAAAAAUAAACAUCACGCAUAUUAAUACAUGAUUGUAAAAUUUUAUUAUGUUGUACAUAUUUUGUUAUAGCAACAAAUAAAGUAAAUUUGUUGUGGUA
Mytilus californianus (California mussel) is the source of this 666-nucleotide messenger RNA. Its product is annotated as small nuclear ribonucleoprotein F. Gene Ontology annotation, cellular component: catalytic step 2 spliceosome; U1 snRNP. The coding region runs from base 84 to 347 and encodes 87 amino acids. Gene Ontology annotation, biological process: spliceosomal snRNP assembly; mRNA splicing, via spliceosome. The transcript is spliced from 4 exons. The record is from RefSeq and is a predicted model, not a curated record. Gene Ontology annotation, molecular function: RNA binding. Lineage: Eukaryota; Metazoa; Mollusca; Bivalvia; Mytilida; Mytilidae.